Molecule: messenger RNA, 3181 nt
Organism: Aplysia californica (California sea hare)
Lineage: Eukaryota; Metazoa; Mollusca; Gastropoda; Aplysiida; Aplysiidae
Product: TIMELESS-interacting protein
Exons: 9
Coding region: 787-1902 (371 amino acids)
Biological process (GO): replication fork arrest; DNA replication checkpoint signaling; DNA damage response
Cellular component (GO): nucleus; replication fork protection complex
Molecular function (GO): DNA binding
Source: RefSeq, a predicted model, not a curated record
CAAGGGAGUCAUUUUAGAUCUACAUUUGGCAUUAAAUUGGCUUAUUGUCACCUUAUCUGGCAUCAAGAUCAAGAAGACAUGAGAAGAGGAAAACGGAAAAAGAAGGAAAGGAAAGUUAAUUUGAUCAUGGGCUUGGGCUUUACCCAAAAAAAGCCUUAAAAAACCCAGACUGGUGCGAGUGUUUCGAAGUUGUUAGGAAGAGAUUGAAGUUGAGGCCAAUAAGGGGUUCACUUUAAAGCCACAAGAGCAAUCAUAUAGACUAGGCAAAAAAAGAUUCCUUGCCUUGGACGAGGCCAAGACACAGAACUUAACUGACUUUUAACUGGCACAGAACAGCGAAGAUUUACUGUCUUCGGCCAAAGAUGAAGAAAAAAAUAGUGGUAGAUCUACUAGAAUGCGAAAUGCGAAGGAGAUACAGAGCGAAGAGUUUGAGGCAGGGCCGGCUACUCUUGUGAUAUAUUAUUGUCUGUAGUGAGUAGUAAACAGGAACUUCGGGAAAAGCCGCGGAAAAUCCGGAAAAUGAGAAGGCAGGCGGAUAGGCCAAGCAAUCAUAGUCAAUAGACUUAGCUAGAUUUAGAUUGAAUUCUUAUGAUUUCAAACCUUGCCUACGUACCGUGCGUCUUCAAAAAUAUAUAGACUAGAUCUAGAUCUGCUUUACCUCGUUAGUAUAAUAAACAAUCAACUCUGAUACAUUUCUACCCUUUCAUUUUUACUGGAUUGCUUGGUUACUUUUUUGUUCGGGUUUUGUGCUAAUUCUGACCUCCCUGCUGUGAUAGCAUUUCAGUCAUGGAUAGUAUUCCUCUUGAGAUGGAUGAUAUUUUUGAUGAAGAUGGCCAAGACUUCAAUCCUGCAAGACUUCCUGAUUUGGAGGAUGAGCUUGAGCCAAUGAGAAACAUGAUGCAUGCUUCUGAUAAUGAUGAAGGGGAUGAAGAUGGUGAACAACCUGCAACAGAUGAUCCAGAGUUAUUAGCAAAGUUGAAGAGUAUGAAAGGAGCCUCAAAGCUCACAGCUAAAAGGACAAUGCCCAAAUUAGAUGAAACACGAUUGACUGGUGAGCGUGGAAUUCCUGUCCUUCCUAAAGUUUUUCAAGACAUCCAUCUCAAAGGGAAAAAUCACGAAGUGGAGGAUCUCAAAGCCAUAGUGCGACGACUAGAGCACUGGGGUCAUCGUCUCUUUCCUAAGAUGCCUUUUGCUGAAGUGCUGGAGAGGGUAGAGAGACUUGGGGCCAAGAAAGCUGUCCAGACCUGUGUAAAGAAGAUCCGUCUUGACAUGCUAGAGAUGCCAGAGGACCGUGAGGAUGAAGAUGAUGUGCAGAGAGCAGGCGAUACUCAACAAGAAGUUCAGGUUGAUGAAGAUGAAAUUGAGGAUUUAUUGCGUGAACAAGAGACUUAUGACAGACAACAUGGCCAUUCUGAUGAUGAUGACCCAUUCCACACGACGUUUCAAACAGAGCAGUCUGCAAAGUCUGAAUCAAAUGAACAGGAAAAAACAGUGAUCUCUGAUGAUGUGAAAGCAAGAAUUGAAAGAAACAAGCAACUAGCAAUGGAAAGAAGAGCGGCAAGGCUUGCAAAGACUACAGAUGGUACAAGCAUCACCACAGGGGUUGUGUCUGAUCACAGUAGCAGUUCAGGAACACAGCCUCAACAAAAUGGUCAGCUGUCAUUAAAUGAAGAACCAAGCAACAUGGAUCUUGUGGUUGGAGAUACUUCCUCAAAGAAAGCUGAGAAAGUGGAUGAACAAGAUAAUUCACUGUGUGAUAAUGAUGUUGAUAAUUUAGAAAGGGAACACAGUGAACGAGUGCAAGAUACUUCUGAAACCGAAUUGCAAUCAGAGGGAAGAGAACUUGAGAAACAGACAGAUCAGAGUGUACAGGAUGAGAAUGAUAGUAUUGCUGUAGCGUGAUGUUCUUGACCUUCAGAGUUGCCAGUAAUCUUUUACUAGUGCUUUUGGAAGAGCACCAUUAGUUACAUUGACAGUCUCAGAGGGAAACAACUGUGUUUUGGAAAAGUGCCCUUCAUGUGAUCGGGAGUAGGUGAGCGCUGGGUGAAUUGGCUUUAGUGACCUAAUGAUUAUGACUCUGAACUAAUUUCACCUUCGUUCAGACUGGACUCUCUGUGUCUGCAUCAGGUGACUGUGUCACCUCCUCAUGUCCUUUGACAUAAGCCAGUAAUAACUCCUGUCCCAUUUUGUGUUAUGCAUAUUGGGCUGGGCUCUGGUUCUUUGAUCUUAGCUCUUUAUCUCCGGAGGGGUUUUUCCCCCACUAUGCCCAAGAUCUCUUUUGGUAUGAAACCUGAAAGUGACAUAGGCCUACAUGUCACUAAAUUGGUCCUUAAAUCAAAAGAAAUGAACCUAUUUUGAUAGUUAUUUUUAUCUAAUGCAAGAACUUCCAGUAAAAGAAAUCUGUUUCCGGCAAUUGCUAAAAAUGAAUAUUACGUAGUUGUCGUAAAGGAAUGUGAGCGAACUAAUGCCAGUAGAUCACCGGCACAGCGGUUCAGACUGCAAGCUGCUGUGAGCUGCAUGCCAGAGAUAAGGAGUUUAAUGGCUUUGAUGGAAGUUGACAUUUUUCUUUCCUGGGGUGAAAAGAGUGGGUGGAAAAUUGGGGAAAGUUUAAAAAAGGAUUAAUUUCCCAAUAAAGCCUGUUCUGAAUAAUGAUUUUCCGUCGGAACCUUUUCUCCUCUUUAUAAUUGCCCUUGGAGACUUCCCUUCAGAAUGCCUCUAUGUAUUGAAUCAGUGAUAUAAAAGCAUUAAUUUUUUUUUCCAAUUAGUGCAUACAAUCAAACUUCAGUGUACUGCCAACAUUGGAUAAGCAUGAAGUUUGAGUUAUAAUGGGGUUGGUUGUAUAUAAUAGGGUUCUAAUGCUGUCAUCUGUUUAAUAGCCCUGACUGUCCAACGUCAAGGGAAAUGAUUUUGCUGUGUCAUCUGUGUUAGAAAAGUCGUCUUUUUGUCAGCCAGUUGCAUAGCCGAGUAUUCUGUCUCUCUCUCUCUCUCUCUCUACUCUUUCUUUCUGUGUUUGUGUGUGCACAAAUUCAAAUUAAAAAUAACAUGUACUGCCAAAUUAGAAGCUCUUUGUCAUAUAUAUGCAUGCUGCUUGUGAAAUCCACAAGGCAAGAGUGAAUUGUGCUUGCAAUGCAAAUUACUUAAUUGUCAGAUAACAAUAAAAUAAAAAUUGUUGACAUCAUAA